UGUUAAAUUGAGUGGUUUAAUUCCCAAAAUGUGGGACAUAAAAAAAUAUUAUAUAUUAAGUCUGUUUUAUUCUUACUCAAUGACAAAAAUUGUCCUUGUUAUUCUUUACUAAAUCGGCAAUAUACAUUGAGUGUUAUAUCUACAUCGUAUAUUGUAUAUGGUUAUACUUCUAAUUGUUAUUAUUUGGUAAUUGGUAAUAUUUCUUUGAGUUUUCUAACUCUGUAUAUGUUGUAUCAAAUAAUAGUUUUAUUUAUGUAAACGAUAAUUGUUUUCUCGUGAAAAUGAGUCUCGUUGCAUAUGAAAGUAGCGAUGAAAGUUCAGAUGAUGAAGGAAAUGAUUGUGAUAAAAUUAAAAAUAAAUUUACACCAGAAGUGACAGAUCUACAAAUAAGUGACAAAUUACUUAUUUCAAAACAUGAUACAUCCGUAAAUAAUGAAAAUGAUACUAACAUAGAACUAGUUAAGACAAACGGAUCAUCAGAAAAAUUACAUUUUGAUAAAUUACCUAAACCCAAAAGUUUGAUUAGUGAAACAAAGGAUAUUGUAGAAGAAGAUGAUAUUCCUCCCAAAAAGGAAACUGAGUUUAAAUCUGAGAAACCAGUAAAAAAAGACAGAAUCCCAGUUAAAAUAACAGUGCCUUCUUUAUCUGAAUUUAAAGAUGUUUCAAAGGAAAAUGAGUUUAAAUUCAAUAAAUUUAAGUCGGCAAAUAAGGGUACUAAACUUUUAAUAUUGUUGCCACCACCUAAAGGAACCGAGGUCAAAAAUACCAAUAAUUUGGUACCUAGUGUUGUUAAUAAAGCAAUUAAACAAUCUAAUCAAAUUAUAGUUGAACCUAAUAAAGAUACACAUAUAAAAGAUUCAAAUACGAGAAAAUCCACGAAACCUAUAACAACAAAAAGUUCCAUAAGUGUAACUUGUGAUUCAAAUUCUGAAGAUGAAGAUGACACAACUAUAGGCAGUGAUAGUAAUUCUAUUGUGGAUUUCUUUGCUUUAACAACAACCGAUGCUUCCACUUUGUCAGAUUCCUUGAAUGUUACAGAUUUAAAUAACUUUGAUUCAGAAUUUAAGAAAAAUUCCCCCAAAAAUAAUACCUUAUCUAAUUACUUUAUUGACAAUUCAGAUAUAACUGAAACAGAGAUCAGUACUAAACUUUUAGUAUCCAAUAAAUCUCAGACAACAUUGGUGAGUAAUGUCAUAAAUUUACCAAAAGAGGAAAUAUUAUUGAAAAAUAAAGCAGAAGUAGGCCCAAAGUUACCAGUGCCUGAACAGGAAUAUAAUGUAGAUUCAGAAGGUAAUGUAGCUUUUGAUGAUAAGGCUAUUGAAUAUCUUUGUGGAAAGAGAGGAGUGAAGCGAAAACCUAAAGAAAUUGAAGAAAUGAAUAUCAUAGAAAUAAAUGGAGAAGAUAUUAAACCAGAUGAAAGAGAAUGGUUAGUGAAAGCAUUAACAGAAGAACCUGUACAGAGACCAAUAUCAAUGCAAGGUGGUGGAGUAAGUUCGCAAUCUAAAAAGAAACACCAAAUAACAUACUUAGCACAUCAAGCUAAGGCAAUGGAAAUGGAAUUGAAGAAUCAAUGGGCACAAAAUAGAUUAACCAGAAAACAAACACAAUCGAAAUAUGGUUUUUAAAUAAAGACUUGUACAAAAGUGUA
Messenger RNA from Frieseomelitta varia, 1648 nucleotides. RefSeq names its product proline-rich protein PRCC. Bases 282 to 1625 code for a protein of 447 amino acids. The transcript has 3 exons. NCBI's taxonomy places the organism in Eukaryota, Metazoa, Arthropoda, Insecta, Hymenoptera, Apidae. Gene Ontology annotation, cellular component: nucleus. The record is from RefSeq and is a predicted model, not a curated record.